AUGGCGAGCCUCGCAAGAUAUCGUCGAACCGCCCACUCCUCCUCCGACGUCAGCGAUGCCGGAGAGUUUCUGGUCUCCAACGUCGAGUUCCGUGUCUCGGCACCACCAGCUCGGCCCCUGCCCAUGUCAACUCUUACGGUACAUUCAGACUGCACGCCCAUCCGGGACGUCCUCGGACGAAGCUUAGAGGAUGGCGUGGCCACCAUCUUCGCCAAACAUGGCAUCAGACCAAUAGAACCUCCUGAGCUUGUCUUCCGCGCGGUGUACGACUAUACCAACUUUGACGAUGAUCGCGAAGAGGUCGGAGAUCCUACAGUUUUUACUGUAGCCCCUUGGGACCAGACGUCUCCCACCAUCUGGGAGAACGCGGUCAAGCAGGCAAAACGGUUUGUCGAUGCGCAGACUUGCGCGCACUCGCGGCUACAACACCUCAAUGUCGCAGUCGAAAUUGUUGCCGAAGAGCUUGUCCAAAUGACGUAUACAGACCUUCCGGACUGGACCCCGUCGCUCAGAGCAGACUGGGAGUGCCAUAUCGAACGCAAGGUAUACGAGAUCUUGCAGGCGCACUCGGCAACUGCAAGCAAGGUCACCCAUCUCACCCUUUACACGUACGGAUUAUCCAGAAAUUAUUCAAACAACCCCCUUACGGUUUUUAUCACCGUGAACUACGAAUCCGAGGAGGCCAGAUGGCCCAUGGUCCUUCGCGAGAUACAAGAGUAUCUCAGCACAUUCCCCCACAAUCUCCGCGUGCACAUGGAACAUGGAGUUUUCAUGUCAUACAGCGAGUUCUGGGAAUUGGCCUUUAAGUAG
Messenger RNA from Chaetomium strumarium, 810 nucleotides. RefSeq lists its product as uncharacterized. The transcript has a single exon. Lineage: Eukaryota; Fungi; Ascomycota; Sordariomycetes; Sordariales; Chaetomiaceae. Bases 1 to 810 code for a protein of 269 amino acids. The record is from RefSeq and is a predicted model, not a curated record.